CCAUGGCGGCGGCAGCGCGGCCGCUGGCGCUGCUCACCAGCUGUGCCGCGGGCUUCGCGCCCGAGGAGCUCGUCAAACGUAUCACAGGAAAAGAUGACCUAACUGCAGAUGCAAUAACAAGUGGAAGAGUGAAUUUCUACCCCUGGACGAUAGACAACAAAUAUUAUUCUGCAGAUAUCCACCUCUGUGUGGUCCCAAACACAUUCCACGUGACUGGAGAGAUUGCUGAGGCUGUGCAGGCAUUUGUGGUGUACUUUGACAGCACAACAAAAACUGGACUGGAAGGUGUCUCUGAAUGGCUUCCCCUGACAGAAGAGUGGCUGCCAGAAGUGAUGAUCCUGGUUUGUGACAGAGUGUCUGAAAACGGUGUAAACAGACAGAAAGCUCAAGAGUGGUGCAUCAAGCAUGGCUUUGAGCUGGUGGAGCUCAGCCCUGAGGAGCUGCCUGAUGAAGAUGAUGAUUUCCCCGAGUCCACGGGAGUGAAGCGCAUUGUGCAGGCCCUCAACGCCAACGUCUGGUCCAACGUGCUCAUGAAGGGUGACAGGACCCAGGGCUUCGGUCUCCUCAGCACCUUGGCAGGAGCAAACAGGAGCCGUGGCUGUGAAGAGACCCUGGAGGCAGAAUCCAAGCCAUCCCCAGGAGACAGGGAAGAGUCCCAGUCAGAUGGUGGAGAGGAUGGAGCUGGCACAAACAGCCUGGAGCCUGACAGUGCUGCAGAUCCCAUGCUGGAAAUGGACAUCCAGGAGCUGGCCAGCCUGACCACGAGGGAUGGGGACCUGGAGAACUUUGAAAGGCUCUUCUCAAAGCUGAAAGAAAUGAAAGACAAAGCUGCCACGCUGCCUCACGAACAGAGGAAGCUGCACGCAGAGAAGGUGGCCAAAGCUUUCUGGAUGGCAAUUGGAGGAGACAGGGAUGAGAUUGAAGGUCUCUCCUCGGAUGAAGAAAACUGAAUUCUCUGUAGCUGGGAGUGCCAGAGCAGUCCUAAAGGAAUGAUCCUUCCCUGAAUUAGUGUUCAUUGCCAAAAACCCCAUUUAGCUGUAGCUGCUUCCCUUGGUGACAGCAUUCCCCAUAUUCCACAUUCCACAACAUCUCCUGGUUCCAGAGGCUCUGUCUGACUGUCCUUUCUCUCAGAGGACUUGGGAAGGUGACACGUGUGUGGUUCAAGGAAAUAGUGAUGAGUUUACAUUUUUCAAAUGAACAUUUUUGUGAUUUCCUCUCUGGGGUUUAAAUAAACAAAUGUGCUCCCAGUUCUCUCUGCACACACAGGGCUGGGGCUUGAGAAGUGACUCCUGAAUUCCCAACUCCACUUUUCAGCUGCAGGGCUCUUGGGUGGUUUUAUGGAGCUUUUCCCAGUUCAUAGUGACCAGAUUUGGAUGGGCCAUGGGGAGGAAGUUGCUGAGCUGUGCCCUGUGGGGGAAGCUGUGCCAGGGCCGGGAGCUGCCAAGUGCCAAAGCCAUUCCAAGGGCUUGGAUUCUCUUUGGAUUUUGCCUGUGCAAUGAUGGGGGCCUUCCCUGGAAUGUCAGGUGCUGUCCACACUCCCUGGAUUCCCCUUAGAAACUGAACUUGGGAUGAAAUGCCAGAUUGCUGCUGCUGCUCCGGGGUGGAAUUCCCUGCACAAACCUUCUGCAAGGCCCGGCAGAAUGCACAGAGCUGCCCUGGGGGGCUCCGUCCUCAAUUGCAGCUGGGAUCCCAAACCCCUCGUGCCCCCGCGUGCGCUCACACUCCUGUGUCCAUGGGGGGCUCAGAAGGAAUUCCCUUUUCCUGGACUGAGUCCACAUCACUUCCACACCAGCACAGGGCACAGAGCCUCUGGAAUUACAGACGUGGCAGGAAGGUGGAGCCUGGUGAGGAGCAAGGGAGAAAGGGGAAUUGCCAGCUUGGCUCCUUCUCUGCUGCGGGCGGUGGAUCAGUGGGAACAGGAUCCAACAGAUUCCCAUAUGGAAGAGUCUGGCCCCAAGAACUUCUCCUUAUCCAUCUGAAAAUCCACCCCAUUAAGCACCCUCACGUUUGGAAUUUAAAAAUUAAGUUCUCCCUAAGUUCCCAAGUCCCAGGACACGGGUUUGCCAUUGACUGUUGGAUGGCUUGGCAUUCUGCAGGCACUUCCACAGUGCUCCUUGAAUUCCCUUUUUCAAGAUGGAGCAAAGGUGAAUGUAAAUCAUCCAUUUCUUGGAAUGCUGGGAAUCACUUCCUGGGUCCAAACUGCAGCAUUUAAGGACAAGAAGAAGCCUGACUGGCAGUUUGGGAGUUGUUCCUCAGCUGAAGGCUGAGCAGGAGCCCUUGGGCGUGGUUUGGGAAGAAUUCUGGAAUACAGAGACAUCCAAGGAAACGCCUGCCAGGGACACCUUCCCAAGCAGCUGCUGGGCCUUGCUGGACUCUGCCUUCUCCCAUUCUCCACAGCUUUUUCCCAGCACAGAGAAUGGAACACACACCUGAAGGUGGCUCGUGGCAAGCAGGGAAUGGUUCCCAUGUUGAAGAUUAUUUCUGCUCUUUCUAAACCUUUGUUGUGCAAUGGUGAUAAAUGGCCAAAGUGCCAGGGGAAUAGAGUGGAGGCAGUGAAAACAAUGGACUUGGACACUGUAAACCCAUUCUUUAGUGAUAGAGAUGUGACUUCUAAACUUUAAUUAGAUUAUGUAAAUUAAAAUCCAGUGCUUUGCUGCCUUUUUAUGAGGUAGCAGCAGCUCAUUCCCACACUCAGAACUCUUUCUAUCAUGAUUUAUUGUAAAUAUGGGUCUUGUUUGUAGGGGCAUAAAUCAUGGAGGCAGGAAGUGUGGCUGGAGACACUGGGAAAUAAUUUAAUGAUCCUUUGAGGUGGUUGUGUUGUGGUUUAAAAUCAAGGUUUACUUUGCUGGUGGCUAAUUUUUGUGGGUUGUUUGGGGUUUUUCUGAAGAGACCCUUUGGUUUUGGCUACAGAAUUUCUUUACAAAAUAAGGAUUUACAGAAGUGAAUAAAAGGGGCAUUAG
Cinclus cinclus is the source of this 2960-nucleotide messenger RNA. It is a transcript of the gene AAGAB, whose product is annotated as alpha and gamma adaptin binding protein. The record is from RefSeq and is a predicted model, not a curated record. The coding region runs from base 3 to 950 and encodes 315 amino acids. Lineage: Eukaryota; Metazoa; Chordata; Aves; Passeriformes; Cinclidae. The transcript has 10 exons.